Messenger RNA from Gavia stellata (red-throated loon), 3082 nucleotides. RefSeq names its product RNA guanine-7 methyltransferase (gene RNMT). The coding region runs from base 10 to 1284 and encodes 424 amino acids. Gene Ontology annotation, cellular component: nucleus. Gene Ontology annotation, molecular function: mRNA 5'-cap (guanine-N7-)-methyltransferase activity. The transcript has 11 exons. The record is from RefSeq and is a predicted model, not a curated record. NCBI's taxonomy places the organism in Eukaryota, Metazoa, Chordata, Aves, Gaviiformes, Gaviidae. Gene Ontology annotation, biological process: 7-methylguanosine mRNA capping.
UUCUGAUCAAUGGACAAGGGGAUUAACCUGCCAAAAAUGGCUGAUAUAACCAAGACAGAAGAACAGGAAGUAGAGAAGAGUUUGGAUGAAGAAGUGGAGAAAACACCUCAUACUUUAGAGGCAGAUUCAGGUAUUGGUUGGGAAGGCGAUGGUUCAACUUCAGGUACAGUGCACUCCACUGAAAAUGAAAAAGAAGUUGAUAGUGUUAAUCAGGAUGGCAGAGCAAAAAGGAAGAAUUUAGAUCCUGAAGAUGAACCUCCUAAGAAAGUACCGAGUGUGGUAGGCCAUGGGCAAGCUGUAGCUGCACAUUAUAAUGAACUUCAGGAAGUUGGGUUGGAAAAACGUAGCCAGUCUCGCAUAUUCUACCUCCGGAACUUUAAUAAUUGGACAAAGAGCGUCCUCAUUGGUGAAUUUAUAGACCGGGUACGACGGAAAAAGAAUGAUAUAACUGUUUUGGAUCUAGGAUGUGGCAAAGGUGGAGACUUACUGAAAUGGAAAAAAGGCAGAAUUAAAAAACUUGUCUGUACUGAUAUUGCUGACAUUUCUGUGCAACAGUGCAAGCAGCGAUAUGAAGACAUGAAAGCCCGAUGUCGUUAUAAUGAACAUAUUUUUGAUGCAGAAUUUAUACAAGCAGAUAGUACCAAGGAUCUCUUGUCUUCAAAAUACAAUGAUCCAGAUAUGCGCUUUGAUAUUUGCAGCUGUCAAUUUGUUUACCAUUACUCAUUUGAGACAUAUGAGCAGGCUGACAUGAUGCUUAAAAACGCUUGUGGGAACCUCUCUCCUGGAGGCUAUUUCAUUGGCACAACUCCAAAUAGCUUUGAACUUGUAAAGCGACUUGAAGCUUCAGAAACAAAUUCGUUUGGGAACGAGGUAUACAGUGUAAAAUUUGAAAAGAAGGGAGAAUAUCCCUUGUUUGGCUGCAAGUAUGAUUUCCACUUGGAAGAAGUGGUUGAUGUCCCGGAGUUCUUGGUUUACUUUCCAUUACUGGAGGAAAUGGCGAAGAAGCACGGUAUGAAAUUAGUCUACAAAAUGACAUUUCGGGAAUUCUAUGAAGAAAAAAUCAAGAAUGAGGAGCAUAAAAUGCUGUUAAGGAGAAUGCAGGCCUUGGAGCCAUAUUCUACAUUUGGUGAUUCCAGGCUUGUUUCUGAUAAACCUGAUGAUUAUGAGCAUGCAAAAGAGUUCAUCAAAGAUGGCAAGGCAAAAUUACCAUUGGGAACCUUGAGUAAAUCUGAAUGGGAAGCAACAAGUAUUUACUUGGUAUUUGCAUUUGAGAAGCAACUGUGAAACUUCACUUACUGGAUGCGGCAAGAAGAGAUCAUAUCAAUGUGCAAGUUGGAAUGGUCAGAAAUCCAUUGUGGCAACUAUUUUUUUAUUUUUUAUUUUUUAAUUCAGAAGUGUGCAGGACACUACCAAAAAAUAGAGCAAGCUCGUGAUUCUGAGUUACAUUGCCUGUCUGUGACAGAUGGACUUGUGUGUGUAUAUAUAAGACAGAUUCUGAACCAGUCUUUUUAAGCAUUUGUAAGCAAUAUGCAUGCUCUCAAAACUCAUGUUUGAACUUGACACAACUUCAUGUUAGAAACAAAUGUUUUGUUAGUAGAAGUAUGUUUGUGAUUACAAGCCUGACCCUGCACUUUCUGAAGUUGAUGGAAAAAUGACUGUUGACUUCGGUGGUGCAGAAUGAGGGCCUAAAUAUUGUAGUGCAGAGCUCAGUUAAUUCAUAAUGAGAUAUAUUCAGACAUAUAGGGUAUGUCUACAUUGCAUGCAGAGCUAAGUGGCAAAUAAUAUCUCAGUCAGUUUGAGUACCUCUGUGCUGUGCUCAAGCCUGCAGUGUAAAUCUACCUUAGUGGUAUUCAAGGUGUAGUUUACAUGGUAAAGUCCCAUAAUGUUCUUGGGUUUUGUGCUUGCUGAUAUGUAGUGUCACUUCAUGUGCUGUCAAGAUUAAAUGAGUUUGUUCUGUACAAAACUGCUCUGAAAGAACCGAAUUUCAAAAGUUUUAAAUCUUUCCAUCGUUUUUCCAAAUAUGACUAUGCGGUAAUCAAUAACAGCUGCUGAACUUAGAUUACUGAACAUUUUCUGUUGUAUUAAAGACUCUCCUGACUUUUUGGUAGUUUUACUGUCUCCUAAAACUUAUUAGACAGAUCUUAGGAUGUGUUUCUUACUUGUUUCAUAAAAUUCCAAAUGCAGAAGGAUGAGCUAUUGGUGGUGAUGGGGACCUCAUUGCAAUCCUUUAGGCAUUAGGAACAUGGUCACGUACUGGAUCAUGAACUAAAAGGGGAGCCUGUAUAACAUUUGAGGAUACUGGAAGUUCACUCUUGGAGGGAGGGCUGUGUAUGUGUGUACACACCCACGGCAGUACAUGUGGAUAACAAUUCCCAAAUUAGAGCCAAAUAUUUUAUUUGGGAAUGUAAUCUAAUGAUAUCAAUAGGCAGAACUGUGCCUAACUACCAUCUUAACUGCUUGUCAGAGCAGUUUCUUAGAGCUGUCUUAGGGAUUUCUGACAUGGUGUUUGCUCUGGUUUCCACAUGCCUGUAGCCACCCACUACUGAGAGGGUGUGGGUACUUCAUAUUUUUUCUCUCCAUUUUUGGGCUAACAGUAGCAGUUUGCUGCUGUUGGGUAGUGUGGUUUACAUAGAGGUGAAAUGUUGCUGGUACAUGAGUAUUUUGAAAAGAUAUAAUAAACCUAGGAAAGAACAUUUCUGUUACAAAGUUAAGCGCUCAAAUUGUUUGAGUUUGUAGUUGUAUUGCCUUCUCCCUGUAAUUAGGUCAUACUCUUCCCUUCGUGACUUCUGUUUUUUUUUUUUAUUGUAUAGAAGAACACCUAUAACCUUCACCAAAGCAGUAGAAUCACAGUCAGUUCUGCUGCUGAAAUUAAGAAAACAAGACUCUCUCUUUUCUGCUAGAACUAGUACUCAUGAAACUAGCUGAAAAAUGCCAACACUAUAGAAGUCCUGAAAUGUUUCAUUGAAAUUUGUGUGCGUCAAAGCUAGUUUUGUUAGAUUUAUUGUAUUAAAUUUCAUUUGCAGGUACAUUGUUAUGCUAUUUUUUGGAAGAAAUCAGAAUAAUAAAAAGAGAGGGGAAUACA